Molecule: messenger RNA, 732 nt
Organism: Lasiosphaeria miniovina
Lineage: Eukaryota; Fungi; Ascomycota; Sordariomycetes; Sordariales; Lasiosphaeriaceae
Exons: 4
Coding region: 1-732 (243 amino acids)
Source: RefSeq, a predicted model, not a curated record
AUGUUUGGUGCACAUUGUGUAUCGGCCUUCGGGUUGCUGGCGGCAUUUCUUCUGCUGCUAUGCUCUCCCUUUUGCAACGCGGUGCUCAAUGCUCAGUUACUAAUGGUAUCGGACAGCUACUACCUCCAGAAAACGGGUUCAAUAUGGGCGACCCCGUCUGGAUGGUGGAGCGAACACCAGACGCCGAAGUUCUCGAGCGCUACAAGAUCUUCCGCCGGCUUGAUGCCUCUUACGCUCGGCCUGCACAAGAAAGUCGGCGCGUCUACUCGAUCCGGUAACGAACCGCUUCGUCUACGCCAUCCUGUGCGGCUCGGCGCUCCUUUAUCUAAGGACGCAAAGGUGCUGGUGCCUAGAACCUCGGGCGGCAACCCACCCACCUUUAUGAGUGCGCUGUACGUUUCGAUGGGCGCGAACCACUCGAGCGCGCAGAAGGCGUUCUACGGUAUGACUAGCGGCACUAUCUGGAACGAACUCCAUAAACGGUGUCUGGUCGUGCUCGAGCGGCUCGGAAGCCCCAAGACGAACACGCUUCCGCCCGGUGAGCUCGUGUCGAGUAUGCUGACAGAGCCCGCCGCGGGCAGCAUCUUCGACAUCGCGACGGCGACCGACUUCGAUGCCAUGCCGCGCGUCGCCUUGCUGGAAAUGGGCGUCGAUAUGGGGUUUCCCAUGCUGGGCAGGAUUAUUGCUCAGCGGUUCAAGUUGCUGCCCGGCUCGCCUCUGGUCGCGGAGUGA